Nylanderia fulva is the source of this 1838-nucleotide messenger RNA. The record is from RefSeq and is a predicted model, not a curated record. NCBI's taxonomy places the organism in Eukaryota, Metazoa, Arthropoda, Insecta, Hymenoptera, Formicidae.
GUAUCUCGGCAUGUCGAUCGACAGGCGGUGGAUGACAUACGACACGAGGGCAAGUUCGAAGUAGCAUUUACGCGAUUGUGGUUUCUCGAGGACAGAAAAAUGCGUUGGAUCCUGUUGUUGACAUUAGUGCGUGCAAUAUGGUGCGCGCACGGCGCCUGCGAGCCGAUCAGGAGGAUGUGCCGCGGUCUCGGCUACAACGUCACCGUCAUGCCGAAUCUAGUCGGUCACGAGAUCCAAGGCGACGCCGAUUUCACUUUACAGACAUUUAGCCCGCUCAUUCAGUACGGAUGCAGCGCGCAAUUGCAUCUAUUUCUGUGUUCGGUAUAUGCACCAAUGUGUACCGAAAAGGUUCCCGCACCCAUCGGACCUUGCCGAGGUCUAUGCGAGCAAGUGCGAGCCCGUUGUUUUCCGGUGCUUCAGGGUUUCGGCUUCCCUUGGCCUGCUGCGUUAAAUUGCUCCAAAUUUCCACCGGAAAAUAAUCAUCAACACAUGUGUAUGGAAGGACCGGGUGAACCAGGCCCAGCUAAUCCUAUCCAGGCGGUGAGCGCCGGCAAUGGACCCUGGGGCUGUUCUUGGUACGCCAAAUCUGGAUUAUACAUCUUCCUAAAUCGUUCCGGGAGAUGUGCCGCCGCUUGCGACGCCGACAUUCUCUGGUCCCAAAAGGACAAGGGACUCACAGAAGCUUGGAUGGCUGUAUUCUCGACGGUAUGCCUCGUCUCCGUCGUGAUAGCCAUCUUAACACUUCUAAAGCCGCGAAAACAACCUAUACUGACCACUGUAGCAGAACGUGCUAUAAUCUUCUUGACGGUCUGCCAUACGGUGAUUGCGAUCGGUUACGUGAUUCGAUUGGCCGCUGGCCGGUUGAACGUCGCAUGCACCCCCGCGAUUCCACUGCAUCCGCAGGAACAAAUCGUCCUGACCCAACAGCAACAGCAGCAACAGUAUCUCACGCAGGACGGUUUAGCCAAUCCUUACUGCGCCGUCGUCUUUCUAUUGCUCUAUUAUUUUGGAAACACUGCGAUUGUUUGGUGAGUCUUUACAUCUUCGCCUUAUAUAUAUAUAUUUUUUUGAUUAACCAUACGUAGGCUACUGUUUGAGAUGACAAAUCUUAUCUUGAGAUCUUUGAAUUCGCCGCAUCUAUAAAUAAACGCAAGGUGUUUUUGUUUUUAUUUUUUCUUUUUGGCGUUGCUUCAAUUGGCGAAGGUAGGAAUUUUGCGGCAGGCUUUCCCCCAUUGCCUCGAUUUUAAUUACGUACAGAUGUGAGACUCGUAUAACAUGUUUCAAAGUUGUCGGUUGUUUCGGAGCGCCUUGUUGCACUCUCGGCAAGGCUGCAUCCUCAUCCGAGGUAGGGAUAACAAUCUGGCAACAGUGUUGACUCCCCUCGUGCCGCUAACGAGCCUCUGACUCCCAUCUCGUCCCAUCCCAUCUCAUCCCGUUUAUGCUGAGAGGCUCAUCUUAACUCGUCUAACGGGUGGCAGGAAGUAAAAAAAUCGUACGUCCACCCGCGUUUUAAAUCCAUCGUGUUUGUACAAAAUAGAUUUAUGCCUCGUUAGAUUUACAUGUCGAUAAAGAUCUCGAUAAAUCUUAUGGAAAGUAUCUCUCUAACGCGACACGAACAUGUAUUUUUUACUUGAAGAUGAUAUCUUAUGAGAUCUUUAAAUUGGAGUAUUUGUGCUGUAAGAAAACAGUUUUGUGUGUGUGUGUGUGCAAAUGAUUAUUCCUCAAUUAUUUACGUUUACAUCGAAUCAUUGGUAAUUUUGUAAAUUCGAUUCGAGGAUUUUUCAUCUAUCUAUGUGUUAUUGGCACUUGGGGUUUUGUUCAAUUCUUCCCUUUCUAUA